This is a messenger RNA of Teleopsis dalmanni, 1367 nucleotides long. Its product is annotated as putative nuclease HARBI1. NCBI's taxonomy places the organism in Eukaryota, Metazoa, Arthropoda, Insecta, Diptera, Diopsidae. The coding region runs from base 126 to 1286 and encodes 386 amino acids. The transcript has 2 exons. The record is from RefSeq and is a predicted model, not a curated record.
AGAAAAACAAACCGCAGAAACAUAUGAGUUAGGCGCGCUGUUGCAUUUCAUAUGAAUUGUGAACUAAAAUUCAUUUCGCGGAAUAAAUAUCAAGAAUAAAAUAUAUAUAUUCAUGACCAAACACAAUGUUUAGCGACAUUUCUUUACUCAUUUUAAGUGAAUUCAGCGACGACGAAAGUGAUGAAGAAAAUUUAUUGGAUUCGUCUACGGAUUUAGGCUCAUCUUCAGAAGAAGAUGAAUAUCUGGAAAAUUUGCUUUGCGAUUCGUACAGCUUUAGGCGACAUCAUGCUGAAAACAUCACAAGGGAUGCAAUACCUACAUACACAAAUAAAGAAUUCCAAAUUCAUUUUCGUGUGAACAGAAAUGUGUACAAUUUUCUAAUAGAAAAAUUUAAAGACUCUGAGGAUUACAAAAGUCUAAGAAUGGAUAAAGUGAUCUCAGCGGAUACACAUAUUGCGUUGUUUUUAUGGUUUGCAGGUCAUAGAGAAUGUUCCUUCCGAGAUAUUGCCAAUCGUUUCCAUAUAUCUAUCAGUACAGUUAGUGCCAUAAUAAGUAGAGUUACUCACUUCAUUAGCAGUCUCUCGGACGCAGUAAUAAAAUGGCCAAAUUAUACCGAAAAAUUAACCUCAUCUGCUUUUUUUGCUGCACAACAUAUUGGUGGAAGUUUCGAGGAAGCUAUAGGUGUAUUGGGUAUGACUCACAUACGAAUUAUUCCUCCUAAAAGUGAUAAAAACCAGUACAUUAAUUGGAAAGGCGAAAGCACUAUACAAGUGCUAGGAAUUUGUAAUGAAAGAAAUGACUUUAUUUACAUUUUUGCGGGACUUCCUGGUGCUGUUCAUGUGCAUGAAGUGCUUGAAAGAUCUGAUAUAUAUCCAAAACUGUCAUCGCUCUGUGGUGAUUAUUAUAUAUUAGCUAACUCUUCAUUUGCUUGUACAGAAAAUAUCAUAACUCCAUACAUCGACAAUGAGCAAUUGGGUGCACGUCAAAAGAAAUUUAAUGAUAAAUUGAACGCUUCUCGCAUCAUCAUCGAACAUGCAUUCACUAUGCUUAAACGAAGAUUUCCACAAUUAUACUUCUGCAAACUAAAGGGAGUAGAAAAAGUAUGCCAUUUCGUAAGAGCCUGUGUUGUUCUUCACAAUCUCUGUGACGAGAAUUUUAUUAGAGUUGGAAGUGACUUUAAAGUGACUGAUAUAAAUCAAGAUAUGGAACCACCUAACACAACUGAAAUGUCCAUUUGGCGCCGCAACCAGUUAUGUUACAAAAUGUUUAGAUCUAAUGCAAAAUAAUUGACAUUAACUGUAAUUAAUAGUUUUUUGUAUAUACAAAUAUUUUUAAGUGGUAUAUAAGUAGCGAUAGUAGUAUUUUGU